AUGGGCUCCGUCCAGGUCGAAUUCAAGAACCCUGCCACCUCCACUCUGCUGGAUCUGGUGAAGGCUCGUCGCACUCACUACGCCCUCAAGGCGGAGAGCCCCAUCUCCGACGCCGCCAUUGAGAAGAUCGUCCAGGAUGCGGUCCUGCACGUCCCUAGCUCCUUCAACACCCAGACCUCGCGUGUCGUCCUUCUCCUGAAGGAGGAGCACCAGAAGGUGUGGGACAUUGCUAUCAGCAUCAUGGAGGGUCUGGUUGCCGCCGGCACCGUCCCCAAGGAGAUGUUCGAGAACCACACCAAGCCCAAGCUCGAGGCUUUCCGUGGUGCCUACGGAACUGUCCUCUUCUUCGUCGACUACGAGUCUCUGGCUCCUAUCAAGGAGAAGUUCGCCAUCUACGCCGACAAGUUCGAUCCUUUUGCGCUCGAGUCCAACGCCAUGUCUCAGUACCUUGUCUGGACUGCCCUCCAGUCCGAGGGUCUCGGUGCCAACCUCCAGCACUACAGCCCUCUGAUCGACGAGCAGGUCCAGAAGCAGUGGAACCUGCCUUCUUCUUGGAAGCUGGAUGCCCAGCUUGUCUUCGGUACCCCCGCCGGCGAGCCCGGUCCGAAGGAGUUUGCUCCUCUGGACGGCCGCUUCAAGGUCUUUGGCAAGUCCGCAUGA
Messenger RNA from Aspergillus terreus NIH2624, 660 nucleotides. RefSeq lists its product as uncharacterized. The coding region runs from base 1 to 660 and encodes 219 amino acids. The record is from RefSeq and is a predicted model, not a curated record. The transcript is spliced from 3 exons. Lineage: Eukaryota; Fungi; Ascomycota; Eurotiomycetes; Eurotiales; Aspergillaceae. Gene Ontology annotation, biological process: cellular response to oxidative stress.